Quercus robur (English oak) is the source of this 2220-nucleotide messenger RNA. RefSeq names its product ankyrin repeat-containing protein BDA1-like. The record is from RefSeq and is a predicted model, not a curated record. Gene Ontology annotation, molecular function: protein binding. Bases 301 to 1818 code for a protein of 505 amino acids. NCBI's taxonomy places the organism in Eukaryota, Viridiplantae, Streptophyta, Magnoliopsida, Fagales, Fagaceae. The transcript has 3 exons.
UGGAUAGCACAUGGCUUGUAUAAAUCACGAAGUUAACAUAAAAAAUUUAGAAAAACAUAAAGGGGAGACUAGUAGAUAGAGCACAUGGCUUGUAUAAAUCAAUGAGAAAGGCCAAAGUUUUCUCACUUCUGGCAGAACACUUUUAAGGUAGACAAACUGAAAGAAAAAGAAGAAGAAGAAGAAGGGGAAGGAGGAAGCGAACUACAAGCACCUGAGCACCUACUAAUUCAAGCCACACAUCCACACAUCAACAAGUUCAAACCAAGAAAACCCUGCCUUUAUAUAUCAGCCUUCUUUAAAAUGGAUGAGAGGAUGAAGCAGUUUGCUGAAAAUGGAGAUAUUAAUGCCUUUUACCAAUUAAUUAGAGAGGAUGUAAAACUUUUGGAGCACAUCGAUGAGCUACCAUUUGUUGAUACUCCUUUACACAUAGCUGCAUCUACUGGGCGAAUCCCAUUUGCCUUGGAGAUGAUGGGUUUAAAGCCCUCAUUUGCACGGAAACUAAAUCAAAAUGGGUUUAGCCCUAUUCACCUCGCUCUACAAAAUGGACAUAUUGAGCUGGUGCGUCGGCUUCUACAAAUUGAUGGGGACCUUGUUCAAGUCAAAGGAAGGGAGCGUCUCACUCCUUUGCAUUACAUAGUACAAAGUGGUAAACACCAUGAUCUAUUGGAAGAAUUUUUAUUGAUCUGUCCUGAUUCUAUUGUAGAUGUGACGGGGCGAAACGAGACUGCUUUGCAUAUUGCCCUCAAAUAUAAUAGGCUCGAGGUUUUUAAAUUCUUAGUGACAUGGCUUGGAGUAAUUGUUUAUAAAAAUGCUAAAUUGUAUCAAAGAACAGUCCUGAACUGGAAGGAUGAUGAAGGCAAUACUGUGUUACACAUUGCAGUAUCAAAAAAUCAAUCCGAGGCUGUGAGGCACUUACUCGCUUGGGGUUACAACUUUGUCGAUGUAAACCAUAAGAAUUUAAAAGGUAAAACAGCAUGGGAUAUCGUGCAGCCACAAGGAGAGAAUGGAGAGAAUCGGGAUAUCUUGCAAGGGCAAACACAAGUAGAGAAUCGGGAUAUCUUGCAAGGGCAGACACAAGUAGAGAUUCGGGAUAUCUUGCAAGUGCAGCCACAAGUAAAGAACGGAGAGAUUCGGGAUAUGCUACGCCGUGCUAGAGCUAAAUCGGGUUCAUCUGUUUCUACAUUUAAUAGGUAUGAAAAGUACCAAAUGCUACCAGAAUCAAGUGGUUUUCAGUUUUUGGAAACGGAUUUUAAACGUGAAAUAAGGAAAUUAUCAGAAGAAAGGCGCAGUAUGCUUCUGGUGGUUGCAGUACUUCUUGUAACAGUCAGCUAUCAAGCGGUACUCAACCCUCCUGGUGGACUUUGGCAAGAUGAUGGUAAGUGCUUCAAUACCACUGAAGUAGGGAGCAGUCCUAAUGGAACCGUUCAUAUGUUCAGUUAUUUUCCUCCAGGAAGGAGAAUCCCACCUACAUACAAUAAAACAGAAAAUGAUCCCACUUAUCUGACUCUGUUCAAUAGCACAUUAGCGUGUGAACACAAAGCAGGGGCAGCCAUUGCUUUUGAAGAUGGCCUUUUUCAGGUGUUCCUUGCUUGUAAUGCUAUCAUAUUUCUGAUCUCAAACUCAUUAAUUAUUUUCCUCGUUCCAAAUGGGUACAUGAAGGGUCUGUUCUUCGCACUCAAUGUCACCCUCUGUUUUAGCUAUUCUUAUGCACAACUUGCCAUAGCCGGUGAUCCAUAUAGGGCAUAUAUGGCGGGUAUUUUGACAACUAUUUCGGCCUUGUUUAUUUUCGUAGCACAGCUUUUUUCCUGGAAGCAAUGAUCAGACUCAGGGACAGCCAUUGGUUUGGAAGGAAGCCAUUGGUUUGGAAGGAAGCCCUUUUCUGAUAUUCUCGAUUUACAGUGAUUGUUCUCCUCAUUCCAGAUGUUGCCUACUUCCUCUAGUUUUGUUAUUUUUGUUCCCAGGCUCCAGAUUGGUCAAAUUUUCCCACUUUGGAAAGAAUCAGGCUAAGUGGUUUGCAGAUUCAAUCAUGGGAGAAGAAAUGACUGAAUGAAAAAAAAAAAAAAAAAAAAAGGCGACUUUGGACUUGUAUGCAUCUGUAAUUUGUGUCGAUUUUUGUUUUCUGUUUCUUUGAUACUAAAAUUUAGUCUAUGUUUCUAUGGCAUUGUUGUAGUACUUAAUGUAUAUAGCAAUAAAGUAGUGUGAUUGCCUAGCAUUACUUAA